Messenger RNA from Maniola jurtina (meadow brown), 1477 nucleotides. RefSeq names its product F-box only protein 28 (gene pall). The coding region runs from base 182 to 1387 and encodes 401 amino acids. The record is from RefSeq and is a predicted model, not a curated record. Gene Ontology annotation, biological process: protein polyubiquitination. Gene Ontology annotation, molecular function: protein binding. Lineage: Eukaryota; Metazoa; Arthropoda; Insecta; Lepidoptera; Nymphalidae. The transcript has 9 exons.
CACUGAGUCGAUUGCUCAUCCAAAGAAACAUCGCGAAUUUAGAAUUCUGCGCUUUGUUUUAAGCCUUGUUAAAAUGAUUUCAAUUUUCAAUAAACACUGCCUGUUCAAGUUAACUUAAUUAGUUCUUAUCUCACAAAUGUGAUAAAAGGUAGUCUUUUGUAGACUAAACCCAGUGAGAAAAAUGACUUUGCUGGGGCUUCCCGUGUUGGUCAUAGAAAAUAUAUUUUCGUAUUUAUCGUUCGAUGAAAUUGCUAAGAACCGACUGGUGUCAAAAGAAUUUAAUGACAUUUGUAUGAGAAUAUUGAACAGAGGGUUCCUUAUGAUUGAGAGGAGACAUGCGCUUGCACUUAAGAGUGUUAAGGCCCAGCUACCUCGGAGAGAGUCAGAACGCAGAUACCAUCCAUUAUCUCGACACUGUGAUAUCCUAACAUCCAUAGAGACUCGUAUAUCUAUGCUCAAUAUGACGUACACUAAGUUCAUAGACAAUGGAUUAUGCUGCUUCAUACCAGGACGGGUAAUCGACGAGAUAAGACGCGUGCUAAUCAUCGUGGAGUCAUCCAAAACGCCGCCGCGCGCUCAUGAAGUAUUACAAGAGUUGCGUGACAUUUCCAGUAUGGCCAUCGAACAUUUUGAUGAUAAGAUAUCUCCCGCCUUCCGCAGGCGUCUGCAAGAGGGCGCCGUGCAGCCCUGCCCGCGAACCUCGCAAGCGGUCCUCGCGCCAAUAGCGGCCCGUCAAGAGAUGCUGCAUCUCCGUCGAAGGUCCAUCUUAAACGCGAAACUGUCCUUGUACCUCGCCGCUCAGUACAAGAAAUAUCAUAAACGGAUGAUGGACUACAAGAAAAUCGCGUGGAAACAGCAUAAAGCUAUCCGAGACAUGUCCAAACGACAGAGACAGCAAGACAACGCUAUAGCGGAUCUCAAGAAGCGUAUAGAAGAGUGCGACAUAAAGUACAGUGAACUGACUCACACCAACCAAGCGGCUGGAGGAAAAGCUAUCGCAGCAACAGCAGCCAGUGAUGCUGCGUCAGGGUCUCAGCCGCUCCGCCAUUUCGGCAGCCAGAUCAAACUGGACCUCUCCGUACUACCUAUCGGUACAUCGAAGAGGAAUCAGGCUAAAGCUCUACCUAAUAUAAAGCCACGGAAACCUCUAAUAAAACUGCCAAGCCUAUCCGAAGAUUUGGACCCGAAAUCGGACCCAAACCCGGGUCCUUCCACGUCAACUCAGAGCCCCAAAACUAAAAACCAGUCAACAAUGGCCAAAAUCCGGGGGAUCACCAACGAGAUACGCCAUCUAUCGAAUUUGUCCAAAAGCUUCGAAGGGAAACUCAAACGUAUGUCGAAUACUGAACAAGAUGAUGUCGAAGCAAAGAAGCUGAAAACGGAAUAAAUAAAAAUACAAUGUUUUAGUGAUUCUAUGAAAACUAGCAUUAAAUUCAAAAUCAUUUGAUUUUUAAUCAAAUUCAAAAUAUUCAAUUAA